Messenger RNA from Rhododendron vialii, 2481 nucleotides. Its product is annotated as F-box/LRR-repeat protein At4g14103-like. The record is from RefSeq and is a predicted model, not a curated record. Gene Ontology annotation, molecular function: protein binding. The transcript is spliced from 4 exons. Bases 730 to 2121 code for a protein of 463 amino acids. NCBI's taxonomy places the organism in Eukaryota, Viridiplantae, Streptophyta, Magnoliopsida, Ericales, Ericaceae.
GCUUGGCAUCUUUCUUGUCUGCUGGAAGAUAGAGAUCUAAAUUGACUCUAUUUGGGCGUAAUCGUUGUACGCAGUUCCCCUUUAACACCAACGGUUGAUAGGAACCGAACUGUCUCACGACAUUCUAAACCCAACUCACGUACAACUUGAAUCGGCGAACAACCGAACCCUUGGGACCUUCUUCAACCCCAGGAUGUGAUGAGUCGACAUCGAGGUGCCAAACGACUCCGUCGAUAAGAGCUCGUGGGAGUCAUCAGUCUGUUAUCACCGGCGUACCUUUGAUCCGUUGAGCAAGAGCCCUUCCACACGGGACUCCCAGAUCACUAUGGCCGACUUUCGUCUCCGUUCGACCAGUCGGUCUCACAGUCAGGCAGGCUUAUACCAUUACGUAUACCAAAGCUCCUUUCUUUCUCUUCCGAUCCGAUCUCAAACUCCAACUUUUUAGUUUAAGACUUUUUGCCCUUCACUUCUGAAAGCCCGCCUCCAUUAGCUAACAUAGAAAUUUAUUCCUGUUGGACGGGCUUCAAGGACCAGACUUCCUAUACUAGAUGGGAUAGACGAAUACAACCCGAAGAUCGAAGAGCACUGUGUUAUGUUUGCUUGCAUCAGUUGAUUCAUUUCUUCCUUUCCUUCCUGCAUGGGGUUCAACGUGACGUAGACCUUCUUCUGCUUUUCCCCAACAACAUAUCCACAUUCUUUAUAGUGGUGACUGAAAGAGAAAAAAGAAAAAUGGAUGAUGUCGUUCUGCUACCUUCUUCCAAACAUCAGAAGUUGUCCAAAGAUGUGACUUAUGGUGAGGGAAUGGAUGUAAUCAGCACCUUGUCGAACAAUGUUCUCCGUCACAUUCUCUCCUUCCUUUCAACCGAAGACUCCAUACGAACUUCUAUAUUAUCAAGAAGAUGGCAAUAUUUAUGGACCUCCAUUUCGGACAUCAAUUUGGAUGAUAUUUCUUGGUCGAAGGAUAUUGACAAAAUUAAAGAUCAGUGUCCAAUGUGUCAUAGGUUCUCAGAUUUCGUGGAUAGAGUUCUCCUUCUUCAUGAUGCUUCAGAUAUUAGAAGACUUCAUCUUUACAUUCUUGACCCUGUGAAUCCUGGUCGUCUUAAUUCAUGGAUCUCUGCUGCUAUAAGGCACAAUGUUCAAGAACUUGAUCUUGACUUGCCUGUGAGAACGUGCUUUCUGUUGCCUUGUUGCCUUUUUACUUGUGAAUCGCUACUUUUGUUGAAGUUAUCUAUGGACUGCGUUUUGAAAGCCCCUAGUUUUAUUCACUUCUCGAGCCUCAAGACCUUGGUGUUUAACUUACUUACAUUUUCUGAUGAUGACUCAAUGCAACAUGUAUUUUCUAGUUGUCCAGUGCUUCAAGAGUUGGCCUUAACAAAUUGUGGAUGGAAGAAUAUAAAGACUCUCACCAUUUCUGUUCCAACACUAAAGAGAUUGACUAUUGAAGAUGAUUCAACUGGUGUACUCAGUUGUGUAGUCAAAAUUCAUGCUCCAAAUCUCAUCUACCUGAAGUUCACUAGUAAUCUGCAAGUUCACUUUCAUUUAUGUGGCAUAUCUUCCUUAGUCAAUGCAUCUGUUGACCUUCCACAUCGAGAUCUGUCGCAGCAACACGUUUCUCGUGCGAUAGGAGUGCUUACUGGGAUUUGCAAUGUUAAAUGUUUGACAGUAUCAGCUGAUACGCUUCUAUCUAUCUCUGAUGCGGAAAAUAUCAUGGGUCGUCUUCCUACAUUUCCCAAUAUGACCAAUUUGGAGCUGAAUGCAGAAUUUUGUAGUGACUUGACUGGUGGUCUGAUCAACUUGCUUGAAAAAUCACCUAAGCUUGAGUUUCUUGACUUUGAUAAGGGCUUCGACUUAGAUUAUAUCCAUGACCAUGAGGUUUGUUUGAUGUUGGAAAGAGUUCCUUCCUGUUGUUGCUUUAAACGGUUUAGCCUUUCUUGCUUCGAAGGGAAGCCGCCAGAGAUGCAUUUUCUAAGACUUUUGUUGAAGAAUGCAACUGUGUUGGAGAAGAUGACGUUGUACUGCGAGCCUAUAUUAUCUGAAGAUUCGGAAAAGGAAGAGGAGGUCAACAAUCAGUUAAGGGGAUUUCCAAGAAGAUCUGAAAGCUGUGUUAUUGAGUUGCUUUGAAACCUUUGGUCAACUUUCUUGGAAGCUCAGUGUCUUAUCGUUGAUCGUUUCAAGAUAUCUAGUGGUUACUUGUCUAUUUGAAGCUCAUUUCAAAACACUUGGCAAAGUUUCUCAGGAGUAUGUUGCAAAACACACAAGGCUUGUGCCCUUUUGAACUGUUUUAGGAGCUCUGAUUUGCAGAGGAUCAUGGGAUGUCGUCCAGAUCAGUUUUAUCGAAACGGUCUUGUAUUUUGUGAUGGGGCAAUGUUAGUUGUGAUUUGUGUAUUAGGAAUGACAUCGAACUUUUCCUUUUCAUGGACAGAUUUUUGCGAAAAGACUUAAUGGGCCUCGCAAAAUAUCCACUAGCCCUUCUGUUCAAAA